AUGAUGGAGGACUACGACGGCAAGACAGAUCGAGAGUGCCUCGACAGUACGGUAGCCACACUGAGUCCGCCGGCCGGCAACGGCGGUUCCCUCCAACCGAGCCCGAUGCAGUCGUCUCCGCCUCAAUGUGGCCCAGCUGUUCUCACCCCUGCCAGCGCCGCUGCGGAGGUGGCGUACGCUUCGGGGGUAAUAGGGCUGCCGUCCCACGCGCCCAACAGUACUGCUGCGCAGGCUUGCAGCGCAGGGCUAACCCACGCCUCUAUGACGCAUACCGGAGGUCAGGCCCUCAGUUCCAUCCCUGCGUCAGGCCCUGAGAAGCCGAUCUCUAAUCUUGGUGAGUACGGCAAGGGACCUGUGUGGCCGCUAAUCGCCGCUGCAGCGUCAUCGGAGUCGUUUCCUGAAACAUUGGACAUUUUUAGCCCCGCAUCCGCGCGGGAGGCAAAUUUCGAGGUAGCGAAACAGUCGUGGAGGCGUGGGGGUGGCAACCAUCUUCCCUUCCAGACUUCUGUAGCUGUACCAGCUGGCGUAGACGUCGGCGAGGGCAACAUGUCUCGCCUGCCGUGCGUGAAUCUGGGCCCCACCGAUGCGGAUCGCCCCAUCGCGGAGGAAAUGGAAGUGGCAGAGAAGCACCGGUACAGUGACGAGCGUGAUGACGCCUUUCCCAUGGCAGGCAGUUAUUUGGAUGUUGGUGCUGAGCACAUACAUGGAGGCGAUCUGCAUUGCGGCAUGGAAGGCGCUGGUGAGGCUUGGGAGAGCGACGACCGGGUCGAGGACGACCCCAAGAUUUCUCGCUCAGCGGAGCCCUGCUGCUCACUGUGCGUGGAUGUUAGAAAAGACCCUGACAUUUGGCGUCGCAGUCAACCACGUCGCCACGCGUUCGAGCGCCCGCUGCACUCAAUGCAGGUUAUGGCGUUUGUCUUUGAGCUGCUGCUGAUUGGCCUUUUCUGGUCGAGCGUCUUCGCGGGGUACAUCUUGCUCUACACCCAGGACAAUCAGGACUGCAUGGCUGAGCUGGUCACCUUUGCUCUCCUCGUGCUUGCCGGGACGAUAUGGCUCUACGGGUCCCUCAUAUUGAUCUCCUUCAGGGACUGUGCAGACCGCAGCAACACGGGUGAGCUCUGCGUGUUCUGCCGGCGCUGCACGCGCUUGAGCUCGAAGCACUGCAAGGCGUGUAACAAGUGUGUGGAGGGAUUCGACCACCACUGCAAGUGGCUGAACAUGUGUGUCGGCGACAAGAACUACCAACUCUUCUUCUCUUUUGUCUCCGCUGCCGUCUGCGUGAGUCUGGCGGGCUUUGCGGGCGGUAUGACGUACUUAGCGAAGUGGUGGCAUGUGCUGGCGAAGAAUCACAACGCGUACUUCCGCGUGGGCCCGAUUGUAAUGUGCGUGCUGAUCGCCAUAGGCGUUGGGCCGAUGAUUCACCUGCUCCUCUUUCACACUUACCUCUGCAUUAUUGGCAAGACGACGUACCAACACAUUGUUGACAAGCGGGAGCGUGUCGUGCAGUUCCCCAGUGGCGAAACCGAGGGGCGGACUCGCAGGAAGCGACGGCGAUUGUGCUGUUGUUGA
This is a messenger RNA of Leishmania braziliensis MHOM/BR/75/M2904, 1569 nucleotides long. RefSeq names its product putative zinc finger domain protein. Gene Ontology annotation, biological process: peptidyl-L-cysteine S-palmitoylation; protein targeting to membrane. NCBI's taxonomy places the organism in Eukaryota, Euglenozoa, Kinetoplastea, Trypanosomatida, Trypanosomatidae. The record is from RefSeq and is a predicted model, not a curated record. Bases 1 to 1569 code for a protein of 522 amino acids. Gene Ontology annotation, molecular function: protein-cysteine S-palmitoyltransferase activity. The transcript has a single exon. Gene Ontology annotation, cellular component: endoplasmic reticulum; Golgi apparatus.